Messenger RNA from Lathyrus sativus (Indian pea), 330 nucleotides. NCBI's taxonomy places the organism in Eukaryota, Viridiplantae, Streptophyta, Magnoliopsida, Fabales, Fabaceae. The record is from the annotation of a GenBank genome assembly.
AUGGAUGACUAUUUGCACCUAAAAGUUCAUCACAGCGGUGAAUUUGUUAAUGAAGAUUUUAGUGUGUACGAAGGGGGUGGGGUGGCUGAUUUGAAAAUAGAUAUUGAUAGGUGGAGUUAUUUUGAGUUGUUAGAUUGUUUUAAGGAUUUAGGUUAUAAUGUCAUAGAGAAGAUAUAUUAUAGAGAUCCCACAUUUGAGAUGAAUGUGUUGGUUGAUGACAAAGGUGUCUUAGAGAUUGUUGGUCUCUAUAGGAUUCUCUUAGUGUUGACAUUUAUAUUCAACACACAUUGUCGCAGCCUGAUUAUUAUAAUGGUCCCUUUGUUGAGAUAG